GGUGCCAGGGUAUGGCUGCGGGAGCAGGACCAGCUGCAGCCAUGCACUGUUGGCUCAUGCACAGAUGGAAACGUGAUCCUCACCUCAGAUUAUGGCUUGGUAUUCCAGUACCCCAAGGCUUCCCUUUCCAGAGAAAAGAUCUUGCCAAUGCAUCAAACCAGCAUUGAUGGGGUGGAAGACAUGUCCAUGCUGGGAGAUCUGCACGAAGCUGCCAUCCUGCUUAACCUGCACCAGCGCUACAAACAGGGUAACAUCUACACAAACAUUGGUUCCAUCUUGGCAUCAGUAAAUCCUUACAAACCCAUCCCUGGUCUGUACAGUGUGGAUGCCAUAGAACUGUACAGACAGCACCGCCUGGGUGAGCUGCCUCCCCAUAUCUUCGCCACCGCUAACGAGUGCUACUGCUGCUUGUGGAAGCGUCAUGACAGCCAGUGUGUUCUGAUAAGUGGAGAAAGUGGAGCUGGGAAGACUGAGAGCACCAAGCUACUGCUGAAAUUUCUGUCAGCAAUGAGCCAGACCUCCCUCGGGGCCCCUGCGUCUGAGAAGAGCACUUGUGUGGAAGAGGCCAUCCUGGAAAGCAGCCCCAUUCUGGAGGCCUUUGGAAAUGCCAAGACAGUUUAUAACAACAACUCCAGCCGCUUUGGCAAGUUCAUCCAGCUGCACUUCUCUCAACAUGGACACAUCCAGGGAGGCCGAGUAACCGAUUAUUUACUGGAAAAGAACAGAGUGGUACAUCAGAACCCCGGAGAGAGGAAUUACCACAUUUUUUAUGCUCUUCUAGCUGGUGUGAGUGGGGAGCAGAAAGAGAGCCUCUCCCUCUCUGAGCCAGAGACUUACCGCUACUUGAACCAGUCUGGUUGUGUGACUGAUGAGAAUUUGAAUGACGUAGAGAUGUUCAGUAAGGUCAUGACUGCCAUGAAGGUGGUGGACUUCAGCACUGAAGAAAUCAGAGACAUCUUCAAACUUCUUUCUGGCACACUUCAUUUGGGAAAUGUUGAAUUCAUGACAGCUGGUGGGGCCCAGAUUACAACCAAAGCGGUGCUGAACAUUGCCAGUGACCUCCUGGGCUUAGACGCCUUUCAGCUUUCUGAAGUACUCACUCAGAGGUCCAUGAUUCUGCGUGGGGAAGAGAUCAGCUCCCCUCUCACCGUGGAGCAGGCAGCUGACUCCAGGGACUCUCUCUCUAUGGCACUCUAUUCCCAGUGUUUUUCAUGGCUCAUUAGCAAGAUUAAUACAAAGAUCAAAGGCAAGGAAAACUUUAAGUCUGUGGGCAUCCUGGAUAUCUUUGGCUUCGAGAACUUUCAGGUGAAUCGUUUCGAGCAGUUUAACAUUAACUACGCAAAUGAGAAACUCCAGGAAUAUUUCAACAAACACAUCUUCUCCUUGGAGCAGCUGGAGUACAACAGGGAAGGGAUAAACUGGGAAGCCAUUGACUGGAUGGAUAAUGCAGAGUGCCUGGACCUUAUCGAGAAGAAACUGGGUCUACUGGCUUUGGUGAAUGAAGAGAGUCGAUUCCCCAAAGGCACAGACAACACCCUUCUGGAAAAACUUCACAGCCAGCAUAUGAGCAACCACUACUAUGUGAAGCCUCGCGUGACAGACCAUCAGUUUGGCAUAAGACAUUAUGCUGGGGAGGUGCUAUAUGAUGUCAGAGGCUUUCUGGAGAAGAACAGAGACACCUUUCGAGAUGACAUUUUAAACAUGCUGAAAGAUAGCAGGCUGGACUUCAUCUAUGACCUUUUUGAAAAAGUCUGCAGUCGUUGCAGCGAGGAGACACUGAAGAUGGGCACCCAGAGGCGCAGACCGACUGUCAGUUCUCAGUUCAGGGAUUCUCUCCAUUCUCUGAUGGCCACGCUUAGUACUUCCAACCCAUUCUUCAUCCGUUGCAUCAAACCAAAUACAGAAAAGGCACCAAACCUCUUCAAUCCAGAUGUGGUGCUAAAUCAACUCCGGUAUUCAGGGAUGCUGGAGACAGUGAAAGUUCGGAGAGCAGGUUUCCCUAUACGGCGCCUUUUCCAGGACUUUCUCAGCAGGUACAAGAUGCUUGUGAAGGGACCAAGUUUCUCAGACAACAGCAAAGCUGUAUGUGCAGGCUUUCUUCAGAUGUAUGACAGCAGCAAGAAAGAAUGGCAGCUGGGUAAAACCAAG
Apaloderma vittatum (bar-tailed trogon) is the source of this 2148-nucleotide messenger RNA. RefSeq names its product unconventional myosin-X-like. Gene Ontology annotation, cellular component: myosin complex. The annotation marks the transcript as partial. Gene Ontology annotation, molecular function: cytoskeletal motor activity; ATP binding. The record is from RefSeq and is a predicted model, not a curated record. The transcript is spliced from 20 exons. NCBI's taxonomy places the organism in Eukaryota, Metazoa, Chordata, Aves, Trogoniformes, Trogonidae.